AUGAGUACCUCUUUUUCUCAAAGAUUGAAUAUUUUGAAUAAUUUAUCAAUUAAUAAGUUGCAACAAAAUGCAGAACGCUCUUUGAAGCAAAAAGUUGAAGGAUCUAUGAUUGACUUAAGCGAAGAAAUAAAAAUGCCUUCAAAAAAUUCAGAAAACUUUGAAAACCAAGAAGAUAUUAAUCAUAAUCCCAAAAAAUUCUCAAUUUCUGGGAAAAAAAAUACUCCCAAGAGAAGUGGUACAAAACCACAGUUAUCCACUGACUUCAAAAGCCAAAAGAAAGUCACUCCUCUAUUUAUAGGUGGUCUGGGUCCACAUGUAACGGAAAGCAUGUUAAAAGAACUAUUUAAUAAGUUUUCCUCAUUAUAUUCAGUCAAGAUUUGCUACGAUUCAGAAACUAAAAAAUCAUUGGGCUAUGGAUAUCUUAAUUUUUCAGGUAGUGAUGAGAUCGAUAGGGUAAUUGAAGAGUUUAAUUAUACUGAAGUAUUUGGAAGUGAAAUUAAGAUAAUGCCCUCUUUAAGGAAUAGUCUGUACAGGAAAAAUAUUGGCACCAAUAUUUUUUUUUCUAAUCUGCCAUUAGAGAAUUCUGAAUUAACCACAAGAGUAUUCUAUGAUACGUUCAAAAAAUAUGGUAAAAUUUUAUCUUGUAAAUUGGAUCAUAGAAAAAAUAUUGGUUUUGUUUAUUAUGAAGAUGACAAGGUAGCCAGAGAAGUUAUUGAAAAAUAUAAUAAUACAACUUUCUUUGGUGCCAAAAUCCUUUGUGGUCUACAUUUUGAUAAGGAAUUAAGGAAUUUUCCAGACUUUGAGAAGAGAAAGUCAUACCUUGAUAAGCACAUUAUUUUGGAGGAUGAAUUGAAUACAGUUGAAGGUAAAACUUCAAUGCUUACUAAAAUUAAAAGUUCACUGCCACAUCCUAACGCUGUUUUUGUGAAAAACUUGCCUAUAGAUACCACAGAAGAUGAAAUAUUGGAUUUUUUCAGUGUCGUUGGCCCAGUAAAAUCUGUCUUCACAUCCAAAGUUCUGAAAUUCAAAUCAGAAUGGGCAUUUAUUACAUAUAAGAAGGGAUCAGAUACUGAAAGAGCCAUUGAAGAAUUGGAUGGGAAGAAGUACAAAGAUAGAAAGAUCUCAGUAACCAAGGCUAAAGCCAGACAACAACAGCACCACCACCACCAACAACAACAACAGCAACAACAACAGCCAAUCGUCAAGAAAGCGUCCACAAAAACAACUAUACAGCUUAACAACCUCAGUACGAUCUGUACAAAGGAGUUUCUGGUGGAGCUAUGUAUCCAAGAACAUUUGAAGUUUGAUCGUUUAAAAAUCACAGAAUAUGAGCCAGACAGUGGCACAUUCAAAGGUUUUGCUACAUUUAAAACCAAAGAUGAUGCCAAAAAGUUCUAUAACUAUCUAAAUGGGAAACUGGUUGGUGGUUCUGUUAUCAAUGCUACAUUUGCAGCUGCAAAAACCAAUAUAGGUGAAGCAGAUGGUAAGGAAAGUGCAAACUCUGAAACACAAGGAUCAGCAUCUCACUUUAGCAUGACAAAACCACAAUUUCCCAUGCCAUUGCAAUAUUUUAAUCCAUAUUAUUGGGGCCCACCACAAGGAGUACAUACAAGAAAUGUUCUACCUCUGUAUAGAAAUGUUCAAGAAAUGCCUACAAGUAAUUUUUUCCGUCAAAAGAGUGAGCACGUCACAGAUACUCUUAAGAGACAAAUUAAGAGGGCCAUAAACUAUUUGAAGAUUCAGAUAAUCGUGAAGGAAAAAAAUUUGAAUUGUAUUGCUGAAUAUAUUGUAAAUGUAUUUUGGUGUGGUGAUCUGACAAACUUGAGUAGAUACUUACUUCUUCUUAAUACCAACAUACACUACGAAGAAAUAUUGCAUAGACAAAUCGAAGAAGCCAUCAGCAAGUUGGGCUUUACAAAGGGAAUAUAG
This is a messenger RNA of Kazachstania africana CBS 2517, 1929 nucleotides long. RefSeq lists its product as uncharacterized. The coding region runs from base 1 to 1929 and encodes 642 amino acids. The transcript has a single exon. Gene Ontology annotation, molecular function: mRNA binding. Gene Ontology annotation, cellular component: cytosol. Lineage: Eukaryota; Fungi; Ascomycota; Saccharomycetes; Saccharomycetales; Saccharomycetaceae. The record is from RefSeq and is a predicted model, not a curated record.